Microthlaspi erraticum is the source of this 405-nucleotide messenger RNA. The record is from the annotation of a GenBank genome assembly. Lineage: Eukaryota; Viridiplantae; Streptophyta; Magnoliopsida; Brassicales; Brassicaceae.
AUGAGAAUAUCUCAAGACAAAGAAGUGAGAAAGAUGUUUUCUAGGAAAGGAACUUUUCAUUCAGGAAUUGAUCUCUCAGAAAUGAGAAGGAUUAAACUUAUGCCUUGUGAUCAAGAAUCGUCCUCCUUUUAUAGCUCCGAAGUAGAUCGCAACCUCCUCCGCGUAUCUCGUCCACGUGCAACUACCGAUCCCGCUAUUUCCGGAUCUGAACGAUCAAAGCGAGAUUCUCGUUUGACCCGUUCAAACUCAGCUUGCGGACUUGACUCCGUCGAGCUAGAGCUCGACUUCGUCUUCACAAGUAGCUCGGACAGUAAACAGCUGGAUUUUGGACAAGGAUACUUUGGUGGGCUCGAGGUCAUUUUACUGGGCCUGAGUGGACUUAUCUUGACCUUAGGACUUAGGUGA